AUGGCUCCACUCAAAGCAUUGCUACCCCUCGCCCUGGCCAGCGUCGCUGGCGCCAGACAAUGCGCAAACUUCAUGAUACAGACCCCUAUCACCUCGCGACAGGGACAGUUCAAGGAAGUACCAGUCGAAGGUAACCUCGACGUCGGCGCAUUCGUAGCUAGCUUCAACCAGUUCGGCAAGAACUACAGCGCGGAGCUUCUUGAGGGUUACCAGACCCUUCAAGGAACCUACAACAUCUCUGCGCAGUACUGUAAGCCAGCCAGCGGUAGCGGAAACACGAUUCAGCUCUUGAGCCACGGUAUCGGCUUUGACAAGACUUACUGGGAUCUGGAGUACGAAAACUACAAUUACAGCUACGUCGACGUCGCGUUGGCCGCUGGUUACAGUACGCUCGCGAUCGACCGUCUCGGUAUCGGUAACUCGUCUCACGGAGACCCCUUCAACGAGAUCCAAGCACAAGCGGAAGUCGAAGCCCUCAACUCUGUCACUACACAGCUGCGUGAGGGCAAGAUCCCAGAGAUCAGCUGUGCAUACGAGAAGGUCAUCCACGUUGGCCACUCCUUCGGCAGCGUCCAGUCCUACUGGCUCUCCGCCCUCUACCCCGAGAACACCGACGGUGUCAUCCUCACCGGUUUCUCCGUCGCCGGACAGUUCCUCGCAUACAUCACUGCCGGAUGGAACCUACACAGCGCUCGUCUCAACCAGCCCCUCCGCUUUGGCAACGCUUCCAACGAUGUCAUUGAGAAAAUCGCAAGCGAGUACGACCUAAGCGACAACAUUGUCGGCAGUCUUCAGAAGAUCCUCGCGGCCGCUGGUGUAGACCUGACCUCAGACGAGGUAUGGAACGAGCUUGCGACCACAGAGGUCCUUGACUUGAUCAACGGAUACAACAAGACCGUUACCCAAUACGACUACCCCUCCGGCUACAUGGCACACUCCGACCUCACAGCCCUACAGUACGCUUUCCUCCAGCCAGGCAACUACGACGUCGGCCUCGCUCUCGUAGCCGAGAAGACCAAGCAGCCCGUCACCACCGGCGAGCUCUUGACUAUCGGCGGCUCACCCAGCUCGUCUCCCUUCACUGGCCCCGUCCUUGUCAUCACUGGGGAGACAGACGUUCCCUUCUGUGGUGGCAACUGCUACGGUCAACUCAUGGGUUCCAACGCCUCCAACAUCCCCGAGGGCGUUGCCAUGGCCUACCCCAACGCCUCUGCUUUCGAGUCCUACAUCCAGCCUAACACUGGCCACGGUUUGAACUUCCACUACAACGCCACAGCUGGCUACCAAGUGAUGCAGGACUUCCUGGCUAGCAACGGUCUUGCUGCGCAGUAA
Messenger RNA from Alternaria conjuncta, 1332 nucleotides. RefSeq lists its product as uncharacterized. Lineage: Eukaryota; Fungi; Ascomycota; Dothideomycetes; Pleosporales; Pleosporaceae. Bases 1 to 1332 code for a protein of 443 amino acids. The transcript has 2 exons. The record is from RefSeq and is a predicted model, not a curated record.